AUGGGUUUUGAGGCUAAAGUUAACGAAAAAUCAAACGAAUCAGAAUGUGUGAAAAUUCAAGUGAUAGGAAUGACCUGUCAAUCAUGUGUCAAAAACAUAGAAACCAAGAUGGCGACUCAAAAGGGCGUCAUAGAUAUUAAAGUUUCUUUAUCUGAAAAUGAGGCUACUGUCAUGUAUCAUCCAAUAAAAACAUCUCCACAAAAGCUUUGUGAACAAAUUGAGGAUAUGGGUUUUGACGCCUCCGUUGCUAAGACUAAAAAAAUCAGUAUUGGUGAUGAAUUUGAAGAAAUUGCCAUCCGAGGAUCUAAAGAGGAUAGUUGCAUGGUGAAUAUUAUAGGUAUGACAUGUAUGAGCUGUGUACGAAAUAUCGAGGCGAACAUCUCAAAGAAAUCAGGCAUAAAAACAAUUAAAGUUUCUCUUGAAAAAGAGGAAGGUUUAGUGACUUUCAACCCAGACAUAACAAAUCCAGCAGACAUAGCAGAAAUGAUAGAGGACAUGGGGUUUGAGGCUAGUGUAGCCUCUAACAAAAACUCUGUGAAAAAUGUUACGUCUGCUUCAUCAAACCAAAGCAAAUCUGUGAUAUUGAAUAUUAAAGGUAUGACUUGUAACUCUUUAGAAAUACAGGAUGAUGAGGAUUAUGAGAAAGCUUAUUUUAAAGUCACAGGAAUGACUUGUGCUUCAUGUGUCAAUGCAAUAGAAAAAAAUAUUGGUAAAAUAGAUGGUGUUGUAAGUGUUCUAGUAGCAUUAUUAGCUCAGAAAGCAGAAGUUAAAUAUGAUGCCUCCUAUAUUUUACCCUCACAAAUAGCUAAUGCUAUCAAUGAUUUAGGUUUUAAUGCCAACAUUAUUGAUGGGGAGGUAGCUGGUCAAGGAACAGUAGAAUUAAGUAUUCAGGGAAUGACAUGCUCAUCUUGUGUUCAUUUAAUAGAAUCUACUCUACUUAAAAAACCUGGUAUUCAGAAAGCGUCUGUUGCCUUGGCAACGUGUCGUGGAAAAUUCAUGUAUGAUGUAGAAGUUACAGGUCCUAGAGACAUCAUAGCUGCAUUAAAGGGUCUUGGUUUUGAAGCAUCAUUAAGAACAAGUGAAGAUGAAGGUUCAUCAAGAUAUGAUCUUAGAGAUGAGAUAAAAAAAUGGAGGACAUCAUUUUUAUGGGCACUGAUAUUUGGUAUACCAUCAAUGAUAGUCAUGGUUUACUUUAUGGUGGCACCUGUCAUGGUAACACCAGGCCUUUCUCUAGAAAAUUUACUGAUGUUUAUACUAGCUACACCAGUUCAGUUUAUUGGUGGAAGAUAUUUCUAUAUACAGGCAUAUAAAGCAGUGAAACAUGGUGCUACUAAUAUGGAUGUGUUGGUAGUUUUAGCUACCUCUAUAUCUUAUAUAUAUUCAGUUAUAGUCUGUGUGGUUGCCAUGGCAUUAAAAGAAAUAACCAGUCCGAUGACAUUUUUUGAAACCACUCCUAUGUUGAUGGUGUUUAUUUCACUUGGUAGAUGGCUGGAACAUAUUGCCAAGGGUAAAACUAGUGAAGCAUUAGCUAAGUUAAUGUCAUUACAACCUGCUGUAGCUCUAUUAGUAGAUGUUGAUAAAGAAUAUAAUAUUAUAAAUGAAACCAGUAUUAAAGUUGAUCUUGUACAGCGUUCAGAUAUUCUCAAGGUUGUACCAGGAGAUAAGAUACCAGUAGAUGGUAAAGUUGUUUAUGGACAUUCUACUUGUGAUGAAUCUCUAAUUACUGGUGAAAGUAUGCCAGUAGUUAAACAAGUUGGUUUUUCUGUGAUAGGUGGUUCUAUUAAUCAAAAUGGUAUGAUAUUGAUAGAAGCUACUCAUGUUGGAGCGGAAACAACUUUAGCUCAAAUUGUUAAACUUGUUGAAGAAGCUCAAACUUCAAAGGCACCAUUACAGAAUUUAGCUGAUAAAAUAGCAGGAUAUUUUGUACCAGGUGUAGUAACUGUAUCAUUAUUAACAUUGACUAUAUGGACUAUAAUUGGUUAUGUUGAUGUUAAAUUAGUUAAACCAGAUUUUAAUCCAAAUGGUCACAUAACAAAUCAUGAAGUGAUAUUUCAGCGAGCGUUUCAGUUCGCUAUAACUGUAUUAAGUAUAGCAUGUCCAUGUGCAUUAGGUUUAGCUACACCAACAGCUGUCAUGGUAGGAACUGGAGUAGGGGCCACUAAUGGUAUAUUAAUUAAAGGCGGGGAACCCCUGGAAACUACUCAUAAGUUGAAGUAUGUGGUAUUUGACAAGACAGGGACAGUAACUCAUGGUGAACCUAGGGUAUCUCGGGUGGCUAUGUUUGUACAGAGUAAAGUGUGUUCCUUCAUAGAAAUAAUGGCUAUAGCUGGCUCUGCUGAAAAUAGCAGUGAACAUCCCAUAGCUACUGCUAUUGUUAAAUAUGCUAAACAAACAUUAAAGCUAGAAUCAUUAGCUAAAGUAUCAGAUUUUCAAGCUGUACCUGGUUGUGGUCUGAAAUGUAAAGUCUCUCAGAUUGAAUCUAUAUUAGAAAAUGUUGAUAAAGAGGCUGUGAAAAAUCGUAAAAAUCAGUUUGGUAGUUUACGUAUUAAAAUCGAUAAUCCUAUAUUUGGUAAUGAUGGAGCAAUGGCAUCUAAAACCUAUGAUGUACUGAUUGGAAACAGAGAAUGGAUGAAUAGAAAUGGUCUAGAUGUUACACCAGAGAUGGAUCAAGCUAUGAAUGAACACGAAGAACAAGGUCAUACAGCUGUCUUGUGUGCUAUAGAUAAUCGAGUGGCAGCCAUGUUGGCUGUAGCAGACACAGUUAAAGCUGAAGCCCAUCUGGCAGUCCAUUGUUUAAAAGAAAUUGGUUUAGAGGUUAUUUUGUUAACAGGAGAUAACAAGAAAACUGCUAAAGCCAUAGCACAACAGGUAGUUGGUAUAAAGAGAGUGUUUGCUGAAGUCUUACCCUCACAUAAAGUAAAACAGAUAAGAAUCUUACAGACUAGUGGUUUAAAGGUUGCUAUGGUAGGAGAUGGUGUGAAUGAUUCUCCUGCUCUAGCUCAAGCUGAUGUUGGUAUAGCUAUUGGUACUGGUACUGAUGUAGCUGUUGAAGCAGCUGAUAUUGUUCUCAUUAAGAAUGAUCUAUUAGAUGUGUAUACAGCUAUCAAACUAUCUAGAGCUACAGUACGAAGAAUCAGAAUGAAUUUUUUAGCUGCAUCUAUUUAUAAUUUAGUUGGUAUACCAAUAGCUGCAGGUGUUUUUACUCCAUGGGGUUUUCAACUUGUACCUUGGAUGGCAUCAGCAGCAAUGGCUGCAUCAUCAGUAUCUGUUGUUUGUUCAUCAUUAUAUCUUAAAACAUUCAAGAAACCAGAUCGAAGGAAGAUGAUGACACCUCAAUAUCAUACUAAAUAUUAUGAAGAUCAGAACUCAGACAAUAUCUCUAUACAUCGUGGUAUUGAUGACAAUCCUGGAUUUGGACGUAACAGUAAACAGGGUAGUAUGCUCUCCAGGUUGAGUGGACGUUUAAAACCAGGUACACCAGAUCAAAGGAGUUUAUUAGAAGCAGGACAAGUUGGUAUUGAAAUGGAUGAUGUAGUAGAUUCUAUUUAA
This is a messenger RNA of Lottia gigantea (owl limpet), 3549 nucleotides long. RefSeq lists its product as hypothetical. The coding region runs from base 1 to 3549 and encodes 1182 amino acids. Gene Ontology annotation, molecular function: ATP binding; copper ion binding; P-type divalent copper transporter activity. NCBI's taxonomy places the organism in Eukaryota, Metazoa, Mollusca, Gastropoda, Lottiidae. The record is from RefSeq and is a predicted model, not a curated record. The transcript has 20 exons. Gene Ontology annotation, cellular component: perinuclear region of cytoplasm; membrane; trans-Golgi network. Gene Ontology annotation, biological process: monoatomic cation transport; copper ion homeostasis.